AGCAAGCUUAUUGUCUCUGAUAUUUUUUAGUGAUUAAAAAAGAUAUUCGUAUUAGGAUUAAUGAAUUAUUCGCUGUCAAUCAAUUUCUCUGUUGUGAGAUUAAAUUUAUUCAGUGCACAGUUAUAACUAGAAUGGUUCUUUAGGAUAAAAUAUUUCAUUCUAGCCUACUCCAUAGAAAACUUAUUGAUAUAAUGGAUCUGAAUUAAGAAGAAAAAACCGACUGACUACCUUACCAAGAAUUAGUGGUUGGAAUAACGGUAGUUGCAGAUAUUUCCAGACUUUAUUAACUAUAUUGCGUAUUAAAAAUACAAUAAGUUACAUAGUCUGUUAGUUGGCUAGUCUGACAUAAAGUAAAAGCAUGUCAUUCAAACUACCCAGGAAAUCCACCUCUUCCUCUCAAUCCGCCACCUCCCCCUCCUCCGAUGGGCCCCCCCAUGCAGAUGCCUAUGAUGGCUCACCAUCAAGGACAAGGUCAGAUGAUGGGAGGACCAAUGGUGAUGGGACCGAUGAUCGGACCUCAGGGCUUUCCUCAAGGCAUGAUGGGGCCACUUAUGAACCCAGAACAAAUGGGAAACAGUCCUGGAAUGAAUGAUGCCCCUCUUGAAUUCAAUACAAACAAAAACAAACCUCCAAUGCCUCUGACAGGUGAAGAACUAGAGAGGGAACAGAGGAAAGCAUUAUCAGAACGAGAGAGAGAUAGGAACGGUAGAGACUCCGAUCGGGAGAACCGGCGGGAACGUGACAGAAAUCGGGACCGUGGACGUGACCGUCGGGAUCGUGAAAGGGACCGUGAUCGUAGGGAGGAAAGAGAAAGUUCAAACAGCAACAGUCGAGACAAGUCCCCGCUGGGUGGGAGCAGUCCGACUCCUCAGGGUCAGUCAGAUAUGCCCCCGCCAACCCCUGCUCCCAUGUGGGGAGGAAUGAUGGGACCAAUGGGAUAUCCUGUCAUGGGAAUGAAUCCGAUGAUGGGAGCUCAGAUGAUGGACCCCAAUAUGAUGAUGGGACAGUAUAACAUGAUGGGAAUGGCAAUAGGCCCGGAAGGCCCUAUGAUGGGCCCUGAUGGCACCAUCAUUCCCCCAGAUCCUUCGAUGGUAUCCAAGGAGAUCAUUCACUUUAAGACCUUUACGCUUUUCCCUCCCAGCCCCAAUGCUCCGCCCCCUACUACUAGAGAGAGACCACCUGGUUGCAAGACCAUCUUCGUCGGUGGACUCCCAGAAAACGCUACAGAGGAGAUGAUACGAGAACUGUUUGGACGCUGUGGUGAAAUGCUGACUGUCAGACUGAACAACAAGAAGUUUUGCCACAUUCGGUUCCUGCAUGAAGCGUCAGUCGAUCAAGCUCUCUACUUCUCUGGAUACCGGAUGCGUAUUGGGUCCAAUACAGACAUCCCCAAUACGGGACGCCUGCAUGUGGACUAUGCCCAGGCACGGGACGAUCAGUACGAGUGGGAGUGUCGACAACGGCAGUUACAGCGUGAGCAACGCCACCGUGAUCGCAUGGAGAAGGAACGACUACGUGUCCCAUCCCCACCCCCUGUGGUACACUAUAGCGACCAUGAGGCAAACAUCAUCGCCGAUAAGAUCAAGAGUAUGUUCGCUGACGAGCAGUUCACAAAGGCUGUGCAAGUUGUGAUAACAUGGUUGGAGCGGGGUGACUGCAACAAGCGCAAUUCCAACACGUUUUACUCCAUGAUUCAAUCGACCAACUCGCACGUGCGGCGGCUGCUCACGGAGAAGGCAACCUAUGAGGAGGAGUUGACUCGUGCCAAGGAGCUGAUGAAGGGGCGCAUGCAAGGGUUGCUCAUCCAAUUCAGUCAGAUCGAGAGGGUAUUCUCUGCCGCCUCCCAUAAGAAGGUCUGGGACCACUUCACCAAACCACAACGAAAGAACAUUGAGAUGUGGAAGAAACAGGCUACGGAGAUAAAGACAGUGGAGCUGGAGGAGAACCUACUGGCUGGAGGAGAUGAAGAAAUGGAAGUCUCCGAUACUGAUGAGGACUACCCGACCUUACGCAAGAAGCCGAGGAAGGACGACCCUAGUGCAGCUCUAAAGGAAGAAAAUGAUAGUCUGCGUUGCCAGCUGGAGGCCUACAAGAACGAAGUGGACUUGGUGAAGGUCGAUCUCAAAGUGGAACUAGAACAGAAGGACAAGCAAUUAAAGAUGUGCCAGCAAACACUGCAAGGCAUGCAACAGCAACUGUUGGAUGCUAAGAGGAAACAAGGAGAAGAAGAAUUAAAAGUACUCGAACUACAGACCAGGCUGAAAGCGAAACAGACAAAAGAAAAGGAGACCAAGGAGGGAGAAGAGGGUAAAGAAAAGGAAGAGCCCGAUGGUGAAGUGGACACGACUGACUCAUUACUCCUUCUCUCCUCGAAACUGUCAGAAAAGGAGGCAAAACUAAUUGGACUGAUCUCAAUUUUCCUACAUGUCCAUCCCUUUGGUGCCGGAGUGGAUUACAUUUGGUCAUAUCUGCAGAAAUUGGAUCCGACAUUAAAAACCAGUGAGGUGGAGACCGUCAUGGCCCGGUUCCCCUCCAUGUUCCUGCAAGAAUUAUCUGGUAUUGGAGCAAACAUGGAGCGUCGUUGGGUCUACGCGGGAUACAAAACCACCAAACUUGAUUCCUAAACUAUUGAUUUUUCCCAAAGUGUUUGUUUCCUAAGAUGAAAGUGUUGGAAAUAGAGAAAUGUGACUAUCCGUGAUUUACCAUCCUUUUCUUGUAAAAUUAAUUGAACAUUAUACUUUAUCUUGUGUAAGAGAAAGAUUAAUUUUGUAGUGUACAGUUAGUAUGUUUUUAUCAAAUAAAGAUUUUUGCCAGUGUUUUCAAGUAGUCGGUUAUAGCGUAUGCGAAGAAAGCAAUAUUUUUUUUCCACAAAUAUGCUUUUUAUUCCUUUUUUAUAAAACUGGGUCGAAUACAAACUUCUGUCCCUACUCACUACUUCAGUAAAAGUUCUAAUUUCUUAUAAUUUUUGUUUAUUAUAACGCUAUUCUGGAGGUUUUGUGUAGCUUGGUAUUCUAAUAUAUAUUUCAUUAUUGUACUAUUUGUAUGUGUAAAUAUCAAAAUGUGAAAGAUAUUAGUUUUGGAUUUAUCCCAAGCAUAAAACGUAUACAGCAAUAUUUUUUUACAAAUGAAAGUACAGUAAUCACAAAAUAUAAUUGCAAAUUAUUGUUAAACCAUUAUGGGUUUAAACACAUUUUAUUUAAUAUAAAAAUAAUUUACAACAUUCUGUACAGUUGUAUAUCAAAAUAUAUGAUUGUGGAGCUACAA
Homalodisca vitripennis (glassy-winged sharpshooter) is the source of this 3264-nucleotide messenger RNA. RefSeq names its product ecto-NOX disulfide-thiol exchanger 2. Gene Ontology annotation, biological process: ultradian rhythm. The record is from RefSeq and is a predicted model, not a curated record. The coding region runs from base 423 to 2624 and encodes 733 amino acids. Gene Ontology annotation, molecular function: RNA binding; protein-disulfide reductase activity. Gene Ontology annotation, cellular component: external side of plasma membrane; plasma membrane. Lineage: Eukaryota; Metazoa; Arthropoda; Insecta; Hemiptera; Cicadellidae. The transcript is spliced from 14 exons.